Molecule: messenger RNA, 2353 nt
Organism: Cynara cardunculus var. scolymus (artichoke)
Lineage: Eukaryota; Viridiplantae; Streptophyta; Magnoliopsida; Asterales; Asteraceae
Product: phenylalanine ammonia-lyase-like
Exons: 2
Coding region: 1-2142 (713 amino acids)
Biological process (GO): L-phenylalanine catabolic process
Cellular component (GO): cytoplasm
Molecular function (GO): ammonia-lyase activity
Source: RefSeq, a predicted model, not a curated record
AUGGAGAACAACAACGGGCACGUAAAUGGAGUGGCCACCGAUUUCUGCAUUAAUAAGGACCCAUUGAACUGGGGUGUGGCAGCAGAGGCGAUGACGGGGAGCCAUCUUGAUGAGGUGAAGAGAAUGGUUGCGGAGUUCAGGAAGCCGGUGGUGAAGCUGGGAGGAGAGACUCUGACGGUGUCUCAGGUGGCUGGAAUCGCGGCUGCCGGUGACAGUUCGGUGGUGAAAGUGGAGCUGUCGGAGGCGGCGAGGGCUGGGGUGAAGGCCAGUAGUGACUGGGUGAUGGAGAGCAUGAGCAAAGGAACUGAUAGUUACGGUGUUACCACCGGCUUCGGAGCUACCUCUCACCGGCGGACGAAGCAAGGUGGGGCACUUCAGAAGGAGCUCAUUAGAUUUUUGAACGCCGGAAUCUUUGGCAACGGCACAGAAUCAUGCCACACCCUUCCACAUUCAGCAACAAGAGCAGCCAUGCUAGUAAGAAUCAACACCCUCCUCCAGGGUUACUCCGGCAUCCGUUUCGAGAUCUUGGAGGCCAUCACCAAGUUCCUCAACACCAACGUCACCCCUUGUUUACCUCUCCGUGGCACCAUCACCGCCUCCGGCGACCUUGUUCCCUUGUCCUACAUUGCCGGACUUCUCACCGGUCGUCCCAACUCCAAAGCUGUUGGUCCCAACGGAGAAAUCCUCAAUGCCGAAAAGGCCUUCAGCCUCGCCGGUGUCUCUGGUGGCUUCUUCGAGCUACAGCCUAAAGAAGGUCUAGCACUUGUGAAUGGYACCGCCGUCGGAUCUGGKAUGGCYUCCAUGGUCCUUUUYGAAGCCAAUGUGCUKGCAYUGUURUCGGAAGUCUUGUCSGCCAUUUUUGCCGAGGUUAUGCAAGGGAAGCCGGAGUUUACAGACCACUUAACACACAAAUUGAAGCAUCACCCAGGCCAGAUCGAGGCUGCUGCGAUAAUGGAAUACAUUUUAGACGGAAGUGACUAUGUUAAGGCAGCUCAGAAGCUCCAUGAAAUGGAUCCUUUGCAGAAACCUAAGCAAGACCGAUAUGCUCUAAGGACCUCACCCCAAUGGCUUGGGCCACAUAUUGAGGUUAUCCGAUCGUCAACGAAAAUGAUCGAAAGAGAGAUCAACUCCGUCAACGAUAACCCUUUGAUCGACGUUGCCAGGAACAAGGCCUUACACGGAGGAAACUUCCAAGGAACUCCCAUCGGAGUUUCCAUGGACAACACACGUUUAGCAAUUGCCUCCAUCGGAAAACUCAUGUUUGCUCAAUUUUCAGAGCUCGUAAACGACUUCUACAACAAUGGGUUACCUUCAAAUCUUUCCGGCGGACGGAACCCCAGCUUGGAUUACGGGUUCAAAGGAGCAGAAAUCGCCAUGGCUUCUUACUGUUCCGAACUCCAGUUUCUUGCCAAUCCGGUGACUAACCAUGUUCAAAGUGCCGAACAACACAACCAAGAUGUGAACUCUUUGGGAUUGAUUUCAGCAAGAAAAACAUCCGAAGCCGUUGAAAUCUUGAAGCUCAUGUCAACUUCAUUCUUGGUGGCUCUAUGCCAAUCCAUCGACUUGAGAUAUUUGGAAGAAAACAUGAGAUCCACAGUAAAGAACACCGUGAGCCAAGUAGCCAAAAAGGUCCUAACCAUGGGAGUGAACGGCGAGCUCCACCCCUCUAGGUUCUGCGAAAAGGACUUACUUCGAGUAGUCGAUAGAGAGUACGUCUUUGCAUACAUCGACGACCCUUGCAGCGCCACUUAUCCUUUGAUGCAGAAGCUCCGACAAGUUCUGGUCGAUCACGCCUUAAACAACGGCGAAACCGAGAAGAAUACCAGCACCUCAAUCUUCCAAAAGAUCGGUGCUUUUGAAGACGAACUGAAAGCCAUCUUGCCCAAAGAAGUCGAAGGUGUUAGAACUUCUUACGAAGAUGGUACAUUGGCAAUCCCAAACAGGAUCAAAGCUUGCAGAUCAUACCCAUUAUACAGGUUUGUUAGGGAAGAGCUUGGAACUGGAUUCUUGACAGGUGAGAAGGUGACUUCACCAGGGGAGGAGUUUGAUAAGGUGUUUACAGCAAUGUGCAAAGGCCAAAUCAUCGAUCCAUUGCUGGAAUGUGUUGAGGGCUGGAAUGGUGUUCCUCUUCCAAUCUCUUAGAAUCUGCAAUCCUGCAAUUUCAAACCUUCUUUUUUCUAUUUUUGGUUAAAUUUAGGGCUCAAACUUGUACUUUUUCUGUUAUUAACGAGUCAUCAAAGACUUUUGUUGUGUUAUACGUAUUCCAUUGUCAUGAAUUUAUGAUCAUAAAGACCACCCUUAUGUAAGACUGUGACAUAUCAAUACAAUACAAGCAUAUUUGGAUGCACUUGUC